Messenger RNA from Kluyveromyces lactis, 1551 nucleotides. It is a transcript of the gene PRM6, whose product is annotated as pheromone-regulated K(+) transporter PRM6. Gene Ontology annotation, biological process: potassium ion transmembrane transport. Gene Ontology annotation, cellular component: plasma membrane. Bases 1 to 1551 code for a protein of 516 amino acids. The record is from RefSeq and is a predicted model, not a curated record. The transcript has a single exon. Gene Ontology annotation, molecular function: potassium ion transmembrane transporter activity. NCBI's taxonomy places the organism in Eukaryota, Fungi, Ascomycota, Saccharomycetes, Saccharomycetales, Saccharomycetaceae.
AUGUUUGAUAAUGAUAGAAAGUUGGAUCUUAACUCUAAGACCUUUGAUGUGCUUGAUCUCGAGCUGUUCAAGAACUAUAGAUUCAAAACUGUGGUGAGUUAUGUGUUCAUCUUUUGGGGCUUAACAAUUUUAAAAGUGGUACUCUUCGCAUCAGACAUCUAUACAUGUAUCAAGCUAUUAGCUUUCAAUUCUUGGUCCAAUAAUAUUAUAAAACCAUACCUCUCGUUUAAGAUCUCGAAAUGGCUGUUCAGCGGUUGUAUUCUAGCAUCUAUCGCUUUAAUGUUAUGGGAAGUUAUCAAUGGGAUACGUAUCUAUAGAACAAGAAGUAUUGCAUUAACUUACGUCAACAAUUUCUCCAGGAUGGUAAAUUCAAUCACCAACUAUAACAUAUUCUGCGUAUACAAUAAGAUCACUCCAAAGGGACGGUUCCAAAAGAUAUCUUUUUACACAUUCUUCGAAUUUAAAGACUGUGUUCGACUUCUAUUUACGGACACUCCGAGACAAGUGAUUAACGGAUUGACCUUAUGGUCAGUUUUGGUCACAAACAACAAUGGAGCAAACUUAGGACAGUUGGAGAAUUUUGAUGGGCUCAUCACGAAGAUAAAGAUCAUCGCUGAUACUAAUCAUCAGGAAGCUGUGCUAUUGUCGUUUAUGCUUUUAUCAUUUGCUAUUUGGACUGUGUUCAUGGCUAAACUUAUCGUGGCAGUCAUAUUUGCACCAUUCGUAUACCAUACCAUUUAUUCAAACUACUCUGUACGGGGUCUAAAAGAGCUUGUUUGCACAACAGUGAACAAGAGAGUCGACGAAUUGGUGGAAAAAUAUAAAUGGAAGAAAGAUCAAAAAACUGCAUUGCAAAAGGGACUAAUCGAUGGCAUAACGGUACCCUCAUUUGAUGAUAUUGAGAAAAGCACGACUAAUGAUACUCAGUUUCACUUUGACUAUACAUCCCGUGGAACAUCAAAUACUUUGGCAAUGUCCAAUUAUAAACUGGGCAAUUCGUCCACAUCGGACCAAUUAUCCCGGAAAUUCGUUCCAGUACCGUUUACCUCAGUCAUUAAUCAAGAUGCGGAUAGAAGUACAGAAUUUCUUCCGCCACCAAGAACAGUGUUCCCUUCUCAACUUGGAUCUCGUCCAAAACCGAACUCCGAACCCACGUUAGCACCAGCUGUGAAUCCUUUCCGUUCUAAACCUUUGAAUGAAACUACAGAUUCUUUGGACUCUACUCUUAACGGAAGCAACGUAGAAUCAGCUUUCAAUUCAAAGAGGACUUUCGUGAAACAGCUGACUCUGGAAAAGACUGAUUCUGAUCCUGAUUUUGGUCAAAAGAUAAAUGAUAUCGUGGACGAUUAUGGAGACGAUACUGAAUCAUUGCUUGUUCCCCAUAAUCCUUUCUCUUCUUCUAAAAGCCACGUCACCACUCCAGAUAGAGUUUACUUUAAUGAUGAUACCCCACUGCCUGCAAGAUCUACUAGUAUUAUGGACCGUAGGUUGAGAAUGGAAACGGAGGAUUAUGCGGUAUAUGCAGAACGCUUUAAUAUGAGUAGACGGUAA